UGCUAUCGGCUGAUAUUGUAGAUGUCGAUCGAAUUCGUAUGUUAUUCUAAUAAAAUGUAUUUUAUCGAAUAAUAUAAACACAGCCAUGGACGAAAACGAGUUCUUCAGACAGACUGUGCAACAUCUCGCGCGAUGUUUAUCCAGUAUAAACCCUACGCCAUGGGAGAAGGUGAACACGCUAUUCAUGUUAUGUCCGCAAGCCAGCUCAUCACUGGUCAUAACUCCUCGCAGUCAGGAGGCAUCCAUAGCUCUCGGACUGUACUUCCUCCAAAGCAACUUGCAGCACCAGGACAAACUCCUGCCAUACUUCUUAAAAGUCCUCAAAUGUUUGUCUACUGCAAAGUUUGAGGAGCCACUGUGCAGAAUAAAAAAUGGGGACCGUAUACCAAUGUCCGAGAAAUUCAGUUUUUGCCUCAACACUCUCCUCUCCGAUGUUGCUACAAAGCAACCGUCACUUCGAGAGGAAAUCAUCACUGCUCAAAUCGAGCUCAUGUCCAGCCUCACGAAGAUCAUAAUGACAUGUCAUGAGAACAAAGAUUACGCAAGCAUAAUAACAAAGUUACAGCUCUGUAAAAGCACUAUACCAGUUCUGGUAGGGUUGGCAAGGUCCAUGGGCCGGUAUGCGACAGUCGACCCGCCUCUCCUCUGCCGCCUCUUCCCCCAACCCCCAAGUCCAGUCAAAACUAAGGAACCAGAACCAAACUUUGAGUAUUCCACUCUGGAUAAGAAGAGGAAGUUCAACCAGUUUCGACCGAUCAUCCCCAGAUCGUUGUCGGGAAAUUUGAAUCCGAAUAACGAGAACAUUUUCGAAAGUGGGACGGACCUUGAUGGCACCGGUACUCUGAAGAGGGGGUCCCUCCAUAGUUACAAUUCUGUUCCGUACGAUCCUACAACGUAUUUCUUCCAUAAGUUUGGAUCUAGUUUCAACCAGUUUCCGUACAUGAGGUUCUCAGAGUCCCCUGAAAAGAGGAUUAAUGUGCAGUUCUAUGUGACGUAUCUCCAGUCUAUAUUGUCGCUGGCUAAAAAGAUGCUGACCAAAGAUUUGUUGGCGUUUUUGGACGAGGAGGCGGAGGAUAUUUAUGCUUCGGGUCAAAUUCAAGUGUUCCCAUACAAAUCAUUUUCGGAGACAUUGAACCUGGUUAUGGUGACGCUUCUGAGAGAACUACUUCAGCAUCAGAAGGAUUUGCCAGGACCCUUCACCAAAGAUGUUCAGGAAUUCGUGAAAUGUCUGUUCCUAAGUGGUCAGACGGAACUCCAAAGCCGUCAUCACGAUGCUUCAGAGAGAGAAGACCGCGAGAGCAACUUCGCAACUGUGAACAAAUUCAAAGUUAAUGUAAUGGCGAAUUCGGCCUGCGUCGACCUACUUGUGUGGGCUAUUGGUGACGAAACAGUUGACGAAGACUAUCACGUGCCAGCUCUUAUAAACGCUCUAACAAUAUUAAUAGGUGCUGACUCAUUGUGUGGACGUUUGACGGAGAAGAUAAACUCGAAUCAUAAUCACAAGUUGAUACUGGCCCAUAUGCCUUUGUUGAUGGUCUGUCUUGAAGGCUUAGGUAAAUUAGCAACGAAGUUCCCGACUAUAGCGAACACUUCUAUCUACUGUCUUCGAGACUUUCUGGUGACUCCAUCACCAAUACUCUUCAAGCUUCACAAGUUGGAGCUCGAGAAGACUGGCAAAGAACACAUGAAGGUCACAUUGCAAGGCAAAGAACUACAGGGUCUCACGGAAAGCGGUGUUCCAGUUAAAUCUACGCCAUUCGAGAAGCUUCGGGACGCCGCGAUAGAGAACCUGUGCGUGGCGCUGGAGGCCGCGCUCACUGUCGACCCCUACUGCGUGCCCGCGCUCGUGGGCAGCGUCAGCAACAGGCUGUUCACUGCUGAGACCAGCGAUAGUGAAUCCUCCCUCAUCAGUACAAACAUAGUGAUCAUGUUGGGUCACGUGGCCGUAGCUCUCAAAGACACGCCGAAGACUACUGACACCAUACUACAGUUCUUCCAACAAAGGCUGUGCCGGGCUCCAUCAUCGCUGGACACUCUCAUAGUGGAUCAGCUCGGUUGUAUGGCGCUGGCCAGUCCUGAGGGACCUGCGCAUGAUGAGAUCAUGCGGAUGUUCACGGUCAUCACGGUGGAGGCUGCCAGUGCCGCGUAUCAUCACACUGAUGAUAGGAAGCAGUAUAGGCACGUAUCUGGCGCCGUACUGAACGCGCUCGCGAACAUAGCAGCGAACGUACGCGGUACCACAGCUAGACUCGAACUGCUGACUCGACUGUUGGAGUUGUUCGUACAACUGGGCUUGGGAGGAGAGAGGGCGACAGACCGGUCACCAGCCCCCGUGCUCAAGGCGUCCGGCAGUGCGGGCAAUCUUGGUGUACUUAUACCUGUUAUUGCGGUUCUCGUAAAACGCCUACCGCCUAUCAAGAACCCAAAGCCGCGACUCCACAAGUUGUUCAAAGACUUCUGGCUGUACUGCGUCGUCAUGGGUUUCACCGCGGCUGAAUCAGCUAUGCGAAAGCGCUUAUGGCCGCAAGAAUGGUACGCUGGUGUAAAAGAGAUAGCAGUAAAAUCUCCUUUCCUUGUCUCGCAAACGUCGUUACGAUCAGAAAUGCGCGAGCUUCAAUACACGUCCGCUGUCCGCAACGACUCUGUAUCAAUUAACGAGUUGCAAGAGUUAAAAACUCAGAUUUCGAAUUUGUUGGAUCACCCGCCCGAAGUGACGGUAGUCGUCAAUAAGCUGACGUUCGCGCCGUGCAUGUAUCUGCUGAGCGUUUAUUGGCUGGAGACGUUGAGAGUAUCGAACUCUCCGGAGCCAAGUUUACAACCGAUAAUAGAGUAUUUAAGCGAUUCAGCGCUACAGAAGGACAAGACCGGUAUGUGGCAAUGUGUGGCAAGCGUCGGUGACAAAGUAUUCCAGAAGUUUCUAGACGUUAUGUCAGACAAGGUCAAGGACGAAUCUCGCGAGAGGGAGCUGGAGGGUCACGCGCAGUUCUUGCUCGUGAACUUCAAUCAUAUACACAAGCAGAUCAGGCGGGUCGCUGACAAGUGGCUCGCAGGGCUGGUCGACAGGUUCCCGCAUCUGCUGUGGAACUGUAGGGUACUAUGGUCCAUGUUGGAUAUACUCCAAGUAUUAAGCUUCAGUUUAGAACUAGAUGCUAAUCAAGAAACGCCAUUACUAAAAGUACCGGGAACCGACUUCACUUUACAAUUACAAGACACAUUAGAAGGCAGAGAGUGUAUUGUAAAAGAUUUCGCCGACCGUUGCCACGGCAUAGUGCAGGAGGCAAUGAAAUGGGCGCCACAGUCAACACGGUCGCAUUUACAAGAAUAUCUUAAUCAGGUCCCCAACUCGACCCUGUGGCACCACUGCGGGCUGGCCCUGGCCACGGGCGCGCUGCUGGGCGCGGCGGGGCUCAACCGCAUGUCGGCCCCGCUGCCGCGCGCCGCGCUCGAGAAGCGCCCGCCCUGCGUCACGCAGGACUCCGCCGCACUACUCGCUGUCGUGUCGCAGCGCAGUCGCUAUGCGGGUGAAAUCUCCGGCGCGGUGAACGCGGAGGGCGGCGGCGAGGCGGCGGUGUGGCGCGUGGGGGCGCGGCUGCACGCGGCGCUGCGCGACGCCUGCGUGAGCGGCAGCGAGACCUCGCACCGCGCGGCGCUGUGGCGCGCCACGGCGCUGCUGGUGCACGCGCGCCACCACUCGCCGCACGCCGCGCACUCGCACACCGCGCCCACCGCGCGCGGCCUGCUGCACUCCGUGGCGUGGUCCCAAGUGGAGAUCUUCACCGAAGACGCAGUAACCACAGCAGUGGAGUGCUGGCAGUGGUUGACGACCUCCCGCCCUGACUUGGAGAUCAGGUUGACUCAGGAAAUCUUCUCCGCUUGGCAAUGCACUGUGGACAGAAAGAUGGGGCUGUUCUCCAGGGAGAACGAUGAGAUUAGCCCGUUGGCUGCCCAUGAAGGUGCUAAGCUAGAGCCUAGACCGCCAUUCGUUGCGCCCCACGCAGUAUGGGUUCGAUACUUGUGCGAGGUCGCCGAGACAGCCAAGUAUAACAGCCUGGAGAAGGUGGAAAUGUUGGCCAGUUUGCUGCAUAGGUCCCUGCCUAUAACAGUAGGUGACGUACGGGACCACAUUAACAGGCACGUUGAAGCUGUCGGUGUUCGAUUCAGGCUGUUAUCCUGCGGCCUAUCCCUCCUGCAAGGCGACAUCCUCCCGCGGUCUAUCGCUCGCAACAUCCUCCGCGAGCGAGUGUACAGCGCCUGCCUGGACUACUUCUGCGGCCUGCAGUGUCCUAAGGGGUCCAGUGCGUUGCGAGAGGAUAUCAUCUCGCUCACCAAGUUCUGGCAGCUCAUGCACUCCGAUAAGAAGUAUUUGAAGAGCAGUGAUAUUGGGGGUGAGUUCGAGCUGAUGGGUCCGAGCAGUCAACAAAGUGUGUACACAUCCAACUCGCCGACUGACAACCGUUCAUCAGUCAACAGCAGCGAUAUAGGAAGCCGACAGACUACGGGAUGGAUUAAUACUGUACCGAUGUCAACAACCAACCUGAGCAGUGGCGCAGGCAGUAUUUACUGGCAAGCGAUCAAACCGCAGCGUCAAACCCGCCACCAAAAACACAGGACACCUUCGUUAAAGACUACGUCAGGAAAAGGACCUCAUUCUGGAACAUUAUGUCCGCCCGAGCAGGCUGUCCCGGGGGAAGACAACAUCGCCACGUGGCGCUCCAAGCCAAACACGGAUCGCUCCUGGCGUGACCAGGCCAAGCUUGGCCUGGGAUAUAAGUCCCACGCUAGCCGUGUUCCUGCCUGA
Trichoplusia ni (cabbage looper) is the source of this 4798-nucleotide messenger RNA. RefSeq names its product phosphatidylinositol 4-kinase alpha-like. NCBI's taxonomy places the organism in Eukaryota, Metazoa, Arthropoda, Insecta, Lepidoptera, Noctuidae. The record is from RefSeq and is a predicted model, not a curated record.